Pocillopora verrucosa is the source of this 1449-nucleotide messenger RNA. Its product is annotated as C-signal-like. Gene Ontology annotation, molecular function: oxidoreductase activity. Lineage: Eukaryota; Metazoa; Cnidaria; Anthozoa; Scleractinia; Pocilloporidae. Gene Ontology annotation, cellular component: cytoplasm. The record is from RefSeq and is a predicted model, not a curated record.
AUAACAAGCGAUGCACUGUGGAAGUAAGGUGAGGCAACUGUAUUGAGAAUUUGACUUAUUUUUUUCAUUCCUUUGAGCGGUCGUAAACAUUCCCAUGCAAACUUUCGCAAGAGAUCGUCUCAAAGCUGGAGCUUGGGCUGGCUGUGGAUCGAUUACAUAAUGCCACUUCCUCUUUAGAUGUCAAGGCGAAAACGACGUCGAAAACAUGAUCAAAAGCGCUUUGAUUCAAGGCGCAAGCCGCGGUAUUGGUCUUCAAAUGUGCCGUUACUUGCUUUCUAAACAAACGUCUGUGAUUGCAACAUGCAGAGACCCUUCAAAAGCCCAAGAAUUGACUCAACUUAAAAUCGAUCAUGGCGACCUCCUAUCAAUUCAUCGUGUCGAUGUCUUAGAUGAAAAUCAAAUGUCUGAAGUGGCUGUUAGCGUUGGAGAUACGAAACUCGAUUUGUUGGUAAACUGCGCUGGGAUGCUGCAUCCUAGUGGUAAAGGAGAAACAAGCCUGCGAGAGGUCGAUCUACGAAGUCUACAGACGACUUUAGCAACGAAUGCGUUAGGCCCCUUGAUAAUGGCGAAACAUUUUAGUCCAAUGCUAACGAAGAGAACCAGUGCAGAUAAGAAUGCUUUGGCUGGGAUUCUGGUAAAUAUAUCAGCUAGAGUUGGAUCGAUCUCGGAUAAUGCUUUAGGUGGCUGGUACAGUUACAGAAUGUCUAAAUCGGCUCUCAAUAUGGCUACGAAAAAUCUCAGUAUCGAGCUUGGAAGGAAGCGGGUCAUAUGUGUUUGUUUACAUCCUGGAACAGUGAACACAGAUUUGUCGAGACGAUACCACAGAAAUAUUGACCCCGCCAAGAUAUUUACCCCGGAGUAUUCUGUAAAUUGUCUCAUGAAGGUGAUCGAAGGACUGGAAGUGAAGGAUAAUGGGAAGUUUUUUGCUUGGGACGGAAAGGAAAUUCCUUGGUAAAUGACGUGUCGUACACGGUCAUAAAUGCAAAAUUGAUAAAGGAUUAUUUUGAAACCUCAUUUGAAAUUCCCUUGCUGAAAAGGAAAAUACCGGCACUUGAUCACAAGUAGUCUCAUUUUGUGAUACUUUUGAAUAGCAUAAAUGAAAUUAAUUGGCCAAGUGUGGCAUUUGAUUUAGUAAGCCUAAAGCAUUACACCAUCUUACACCAGUAUGUUCCCCAUACUGUUCCCGCACUGACAAGGAGAAUUUCUUUAAUGAUUAAGAGCGUCUUCAGCUGACGAUCUUUUUCUGUAUUCUCAGGACCUUAAUAUUUGACUCAGCAGUGAUGCUAUAAGACUGAAGACAUCGGUUGCUUAUCACUCUUGGGUGUGCAAAGGUUAAUUAACUGAAUCGAGGUAGCACGAUCAGGAGCUUAAUAAAUAUUGCUUAAUUAACUUGGAAUUAAGUGAGUAGUUUCCUUAGAAAGAAAGAUCAAUGAAGGUGUACAUACAAGU